Messenger RNA from Podarcis raffonei (Aeolian wall lizard), 3216 nucleotides. RefSeq names its product zinc finger protein 271-like. The coding region runs from base 459 to 3056 and encodes 865 amino acids. The record is from RefSeq and is a predicted model, not a curated record. The transcript is spliced from 7 exons. Lineage: Eukaryota; Metazoa; Chordata; Lepidosauria; Squamata; Lacertidae. Gene Ontology annotation, biological process: regulation of transcription by RNA polymerase II. Gene Ontology annotation, molecular function: DNA-binding transcription factor activity; RNA polymerase II cis-regulatory region sequence-specific DNA binding.
ACUGGUGUUCAGUUUUUCUAAGUUGGUGCUAGACAGCACAGCAACUAACGAAACAAAAGCGCUUUGCACAUGCACAGAGGCCUGUAUAUAGCUGCUCGCUCCAUAUAUCCUUGGCCUGAGCCCCCCCACAAAAAAUACGGGAACUAAAGACCUGUUUGCUCAGGCUCCAGUGAAGCCCUGCGGUCUGCCUCCUUAACUGCUCCCAACUGCCAUGGUUCAAAAAACCAACAUCUUUGGAACGGAAUCCCUGACGGUUGUUUUUACCUUUCCUCAUGGACUCAAGCUUGACUCGUCACCUGUGGCAAGAUCCCUGUUACAAUACGACCACCUCACUUUUCCCAUCAUCCAUUUGGGUUGACACUUUUAUAUCUAUGUAGGGCACAGCCCCAUGUAACCUUGUCACUUUUCCAGGUCUCAUAGAAACAUCGUCCCCACCUUUGAGGGAAGCGGAAGCAGCAAUGGACACACAGCUACCUCAGGGCUGUGUGGCUUUUGAGGAUGUGGCUGUGUAUUUCACAGAGUGUGAGUGGGCUCUAUUGGAUACACAUGAAAAGGCUUUGUACCGGGACGUCAUGCAGGAAAAUUAUGGGCAUCUGGCCUCUUUAGGUUUUCGAGUUGUCAAACCCAACUUGAUCUCCCAGCUUGAGGAAGAGGAAGAUCCAUGGAUCCCAGACCAGCCAAUUGUGGAGGAAAAGAAGAUCAUUUUGGAGCCUGACACAGAGAUUCCUGAUGUGAUAAUAAAGCUGGAAGAAGAAGAAGAAGAAGAAGAAGAAGAAGAAGAAGAAGAAGAAGAAGAAGAAGGAGGAGGAGGAGAAGAAGGAGGAGGAGGAGGAGGAGGAGGAGGAGGAGGAGGAGGAGGAGGGGAGCAGCUUUGGGUUCUGGACCACCAGUGGCAAAAGUCCUUUCCAGGAUUUCCCGACCUCGUGAUAAAGCAAGAACAGGAAGAGGAGCCCUGCGUCCCAGAACACCCAGGAGCCGACGAAAAUGCGAAUGCUGCUGCAGAUCAGUCAGGAUUUCCUGGUAUAAUAAUAAAGCUGGAACUGAAAGGAGAGACCUGGGCCCAAGAUUUCCAAGAAACUGAGGAAAAGGCAACUGUUUCAGGCAAUGGGUACAUGAAAGAGGAAGGCCUCUUCCCACCGGAAAGCACUCAUCAAGUGGCAACGGAUGAGACACUUUUGGGAACUGCCAAGGAGGGAAUCUUCCGGUAUCCAAAGAAGGCCGAGGUCUCUGUGAAAGAAGGCCAAGCAGGGAGGCACCAAGGCAAUGCCUCUGGAAAGAGAGUGGGAAAGACUUUAUCUCAUGGGGGAAGUGGCGUCAAUGAAACCAAACUCCAGAAGAGAAUCCAUAAGUCUGGGAGAAUGCUUAAAAAAGGAGAGGAACCAUAUAAAUACCUAGAUGACGAUAAGAGAUCUGGUUGGAGAUAUUACCUGAUGACCCAUGGGAAGAGCCACGCAGGAGAGAAACUAUAUACAUGCUUAGUCUGUGGGAAAAGAUUCUUUCGGAGAUCACAUCUUAUUAGACACAAGCUAAAUCAUACAGGGGAGAAACCAUAUACGUGUUCAGUCUGCGGGAAAAGCUUCAAUCAAAGAUCCCAUCUUAUUAGCCAUGAAAGGACCCAUACAGGGGAAAAACCGUAUCCGUGCUCUGUCUGUGGUAAAAACCUGAGUCGUAAGGCACUCCUUAUAAGACAUGAGAGAAUUCAUACGGGAGAGAAGCCUUACAAGUGCUCUGAGUGUGGUAAAAGCUUCUGUCAGAGCUCUGGGCUUGUUGCGCACAAGAUCACCCACACAGGAGAGAAACCAUAUGCGUGUUCAGUCUGUGGGAAAAGCUUUAGUCGCAAAGCAAGCCUUAUCAGACAUGAGAGAAUUCAUAUGGGAGAGAAACCAUAUACAUGUCCAGUCUGUGGUAAAAACUUCAGCCAGUGCUCCGGCCUCCUUCAGCAUGAAAGAAUUCAUACAGGAGAGAUCCCAUAUAAGUGUUCUAUCUGCGGGAAAAGUUUCAGUCGUAAAGACUGCCUUCUGGGACACAAGGGAACCCAUACGGGAGAAAAACCAUAUUCGUGCUCUAUCUGUGGGAAAAGCUUCAACUGGAAAAGUUACCUGGCUGUCCAUGAAAGAAGCCAUAAUGAAGAAAAGUCCUAUAUAUGUGCAAUCUGUGGGAAAAGCUUCAACCAAAGAUCCAAUCUUCUUAGCCAUGAAAAAACUCAUACACAAGAAAAAAUGUACACAUGUUCUAUCUGUGGGAAAAGCUUCAUUCACAAAGUAAGCCUUAUUAGACAUGAACGAGUCCAUACUGGAGAGACACCCUAUAAAUGUUUGGUAUGUGGAAAAGGUUGUAGCGGGAGAACUAAUCUUAUUUCACACGAAAGAACUCACACGGAAGAAAGGCCUUAUGCCUGCUCGUUCUGUGGUAAAAGUUUCAAGCAAAGAUCCAACCUCACGAGCCACGAAAGAAUUCACACUGGAGAAACUCCCUUUAUGUGCUCAGUCUGUGGUAAAAGCUUCAGCUGUAAAGCAAAUCUUCUUGGACACAUGAGAACGCAUACAGGGGAGAAACCGUAUUCGUGCUCAGUUUGUGGGAAAAGCUUUGGUAACAAAUCACAAGUGGUCAUACAUGAGAGGAUUCAUACGGGGGAAAAACCAUAUACCUGCUCAGUCUGUGGGAAAAGAUUCAAACACAGAACGAGCUACACCGAACACCAAAAAAUCCACACACAGGAGAAACCGUACACAUGCUCAGUCUGUAGCAGAAGCUUCAGUCGUAAGGAGCACCUGAUUAUUCAUGGGAGAAUCCACACCGGAGAGAAGCCAUAUUCAUGUUCAGUCUGUGAGAAGAGUUUCAAGCAAAAGUCAAGCCUUACUUCACAUGAGAGAAGCCACACAGGAGAGAAACCACAUACAUGCUCAGUCUGCGGUAAAAGUUUCAAUCGGCGAUCAAACCUUAUUCAUCAUGAGAGAAUUCACACGGGAGAAAAACCACACCAAUGCACCGUCUGUGAUAAAAGUUUCCGGAGUAAAGCAUACCUGAAGAGACAUGAGAAAAUCCAUGCGAGAUAAGGCAAUAUGGGAGGUGGGGCGGCGAUAUGGGGAGUGAAAAUUGAAGUUGGUAAAAGAUGUUUAAAGAGAAAGAAAUUAUAUAUAUAUAUGUAACUCUAAACCACAGUAUAGCACUAUAGGAAUGAGUCUGUGUGGCCGGCAAAAAGCGUUGGGAAAAUUA